AUGAAUCCAAUUUUAAAAUCCAAUUUAAAACGAAUUGGAGAAAUUUUACUAAUAGAUGAUAAUGAAAUUGAUGAUCCUAUCAAUGAAGAUUUAGAAUCGGAUUCGGAUGAUAGUGAUUAUGAAGCUGUUGUUCCAGAUUCAGACGACACAUCCACCGACGAAUACAUAUCUAGUCAAUACGAUUCAUCAGAUUCUGAUGUUGAUCAAAACAAUUCUCUAGUAUCUCAACCAUCAACGUUAGAAAAGAAUGAAAUUGUAUGGUCUAUUGAUCCAAAUCCAGUACAAGGUCGAAUAGGUGCUGCUAAUAUAAUGAAAAAGAAAGCAGGAUGUAUUGCUAAAGUUCAUACUAUUCUUGAUUGUUUCAAACUUUUCAUUACAAAUGAAAUUCUUGAUGUAAUUGUCCUUCAUACAAAUCGAUAUGCUGAACGAUAUUUUGAUCAAUUAAAAACAAUACCUGACUAUUCCGGAAUCAAAACACAUAAAAAUCGUCAGUGGAAAUCAAUUGAUCGAAUUGAAUUAGAAUCUUUUAUUGCAUUGUUAAUACAAAGCGGUCUGAAUCAUAGUAAUCAUGAUUUAUUGAACGAAUUAUGGGAUAUUAGUCAAAGUCGACCAAUAUACAGAGCAACCAUGUCUCUUCAACGAUUUAAAUAUAUACUUCAGUUUCUUAGAUUUGAUGAUCGAUAUACUCGAGAUACAUCUGAUCGUCUUUCUCCUGUCAGAUAUAUAUUUGAAAGUUUUGUCAAGCAACUGACUAAGCACUUUAUACCAGGAGAAUAUCUGACUGUUGAUGAGCAGCUGGUGCCCUUUCGCGGUCGUUGUGGAUUUGUACAGUACAUUCCGCGAAAACCGGCAAAAUACGGGCUAAAGUUUUGGGCAUUGUGUGAUGCAGAGAGUCGAUAUGUAUUAUCGAUUGAUCUGUAUACUGGGAAAAAAGAUAACAUGAUUCAGAGAAAUCUUUCGAUGAACGUUGUUCUCAACUUGAUAGAUCAUUUGCCCGACAGUGUCAAACAAGGUCGUUGUGUUACGUUUGAUCGUUAUUUUACAGAUUUGAAAUUAUGUGA
Molecule: messenger RNA, 1061 nt
Organism: Adineta steineri
Lineage: Eukaryota; Metazoa; Rotifera; Eurotatoria; Adinetida; Adinetidae
Source: the annotation of a GenBank genome assembly